Ficedula albicollis (Collared flycatcher) is the source of this 6855-nucleotide messenger RNA. It is a transcript of the gene MED13L, whose product is annotated as mediator complex subunit 13 like. The transcript is spliced from 32 exons. The coding region runs from base 18 to 6410 and encodes 2130 amino acids. The record is from RefSeq and is a predicted model, not a curated record. Gene Ontology annotation, cellular component: mediator complex. NCBI's taxonomy places the organism in Eukaryota, Metazoa, Chordata, Aves, Passeriformes, Muscicapidae. Gene Ontology annotation, biological process: regulation of transcription by RNA polymerase II. Gene Ontology annotation, molecular function: transcription coregulator activity.
CCGGCUUGCCGAGGAUCAUGACUGCGGCGGCGAACUGGGUGGCGAACGGGGCCAGCCUGGAGGACUGUCACUCCAACCUCUUCUCGCUGGCUGAACUCACUGGCAUCAAAUGGCGUAGGUACAACUUUGAAGGCCAUGGGGACUGUGGGCCCAUCAUUUCAGCUCCAGCCCAGGAUGAUCCCAUCCUGCUCAGCUUCAUCCGCUGCCUGCAGGCCAACCUGCUGUGCGUGUGGCGCCGGGACGUCAAACCCGACUGCAAGGAGCUCUGGAUAUUCUGGUGGGGGGACGAGCCCAACCUGGUCGAUGUCAUCCACCGCGAGCUGCACAUGGUGGAAGAAGGAUUCUGGGAGAAUGGACUUUCCUAUGAGUGUAGGACCCUGCUCUUCAAAGCAAUUCAUAAUCUCCUGGAAAGAUGCCUGAUGGAUAAAAACUUUGUAAGAAUUGGGAAAUGGUUCAUACGGCCCUAUGACAAGGAUGAGAAGCCUGUUAAUAAAAGUGAACACCUGUCGUGUGCCUUCACGUUCUUCCUGCACGGGGAGAGCAACGUGUGCACGAGCGUGGAGAUCGCGCAGCACCAGCCCAUCUACCUGAUCACCGAGGAGCACAUCCACAUGGCCCAGUCCUCCCCCUCGCCCUUCCAAGUGCUGGUGAGUCCUUAUGGCUUGAACGGGACCCUCACGGGCCAGUCCUACAAGAUGUCAGACCCUGCCACUCGAAAGCUCAUGGAGGAGUGGCAGUACUUCUACCCCAUGGUGCUGAAGAAAAAGGAAGGCAUGAAAGAGGAGGAAGAGCUGGGAUAUGACAAUGAUUUCCCUGUGGCAGUUGAAGUCAUUGUUGGGGGUGUGAGGAUGGUGUAUCCUUCAGCCUUUGUUCUCAUCUCCCAGAGUGACAUCCCAGUGUCACAAAGCACUGCCAGUGCUGCAGGCCAUAUAAAUGUGGGACAGCAGGGGCUUGGAAGCGUGAAGGAUCCUGUCAGUACCUGUGGGAUGCCCCUGACUCCCCCCACCUCUCCAGAGCAGGCUGUUAUGGGAGAAAGUGGCUGCUGUCAGAGCAGCAUCAGCCAUCCAGCUGUACAGGAGGGCACAGUCAGUGUCCACAGUCCAAAGAAAUCAAGCAAGAUUACUCCCAAAUUUCACAACCGUAUUGUUCACCGUGUGUGGAAGGAAUGCAUCCUCAACAGGGCACAGUCCAAGAGGAAUCAAAUUACAGCUGCAGAUUUGGAAGAGGAAGUUCCUAACAAUAGUGUUUCAUGGGAUUUUGUGGAUCCAGUCCAAAGAGUCAGUUGUUCUUGUUCCAGGCACAAGGUGUUGAAGCAGCGCUGCGUCGGUGCCUCGGGCCGCCCGCCCUCGCUGCCCCAGCCCGGCUUCGGCGUGGGGCCAGCAGCGGCCUCGGCACUGCCCCCUCCUGCCUCCUCAAAGCACAAAACCACCGAGAGGCAGGACAAGGGAGACAAGCUGCAGAAAAGGCCCCUGAUGCCCUUCCACCACCGGCCCUCGGUGACUGAAGAGCUAUGCAUGGAGCAGGACACGUCUGGGCAGAAGCUGGGGCUGGCUGGGAUGGAGCCUGCUUUGGAAGUGCCCAGUUCCAGGAAAUACGAGAAGCCGCUCUCGCUGCCUGCUAGAAAUCCGAGCAAGCAAAUGAAUAUGAAUCCUAUGGAUUCACCCCAUUCCCCCACUUCCCCUCUGCCUCCCACCCUGAGCCCCCAGCCCAGAGGCCAGGAGACGGAGAACCUGGACCCCCCUUCAGUUCCUGUGAACCCAGCACUCUACAGCAGCGGGCUGGAGCUGCAGCCACUGCCCAGCUUAGAUGACAGGACAGUCCUAGUGGGGCAGAGGUUACCUCUGAUGGCAGAGGUCAGUGAGACAGCCUUGUACUGUGGCAUAACUCAGAGCAACGAGGCCGUGGACGUGUGGAGGUCCUACAGUGUCCCUUCGAGUGACAACCCCGAGUUCCGGCCGCCGGAGCUGCCGUGUGAGCGGUAUGAUGGCAGGAUGGAGAUCAGCCCCGACAGCACUGCACUGAAGAGGCUCCUAGCACAGCCUAAUAAACGGUUUAAAAUUUUGGAAGAGCAGAAACCAGUGCAGACCCUGAACUAUCUCGACCCCUUGCUUCUACUACAAGCCCCUGGAGAAGGCUGGGGAGACACCAGUGAUCCUUACACCUUCGAAGAUGGAGACAUCAAGUACAGUUUCACUGUCAAUAAAAAAUGCAAACUUGGGGCUGAGAAAGAUCCUUCAAAAAAGAACAAGUCAGAAGAUGGUUCCAAGGAAAUCCCCCCAGCAGGCCAUUCCACACCAGUUCCUGAUGGAAAAGAUGCCAUGUCCAUUUUCAGUUCUGCUCCUAAAACUGAGCCCCGGCAGGACGGCGCUGCCCGGCCCGGCUCUGGCAGCCUCACCCAGGUCACUGACCUGGCCCCGUCCCUGCAGGACCUCGACAACAUCUUCGACAACUCCGACGAGGAUGAGCUGGGGGCCGUGUCCCCAGCCCUGCGCUCCUCCAAGCUGCCGGCCGCGGGCUCUGAGGAGCGGCCGCCAGGCAAGGACGGCCGGACUGCGGUGCCCUACCCUCCCACUGUGGCAGAUCUCCAAAGGAUGUUCCCAACACCACCCUCCUUAGAACAGCACCCUGCCUUCUCCCCAGUGAUGAGUUACAAAGACGGAAUAAGUUCAGAGACUGUGACUGCCUUGGGAAUGAUGGAGAGUCCUAUGGUCAACAUGGUUCCAACACAGCUGGCUGAGUUUAAAAUGGAGGUGGAAGAUGGAUUAGGUAGCCCUAAACCUGAAGAAAUUAAGGAUUUUUCGUAUGUGCACAGAGUUCCAUCAUUUCAACCUUUCGUGGGCUCCUCCCUGUUUGCUCCACUGAAGAUCCUGCCCAGCCAGUGCCUCCUACCUCUGAAGAUUCCAGAUGCCUGUAUCUUCAGGCCUUCUUGGGCUGUUCCUCCAAAAAUUGAACAACUUCCAUUGCCACCUGCAGCCACUUUUAUCAGAGAUGGCUACAAUGCGGGGGUGCUGCCGUCGCCGGCCACGCCGCGNCCGCGCUUCUCGGUGCCCACGCCGCGCACGCCCCGCACGCCCCGCACCCCCCGCGGCGGCGGCACCGCCAGCGCCCAGGGCUCCGUCAAGUACGACAGCACGGACCAGGGCUCCCCCGCCUCCACGCCCUCCACCACGCGGCCGCUCAACUCGGUGGAGCCGGGCACGGUGCAGCCCAUCCCAGAGGCGCACAGCCUGUACGUGACCCUCAUCCUCUCCGACUCCGUGCUCAACAUCUUCAAAGACAGGAACUUCGACAGCUGCUGCAUCUGCGCCUGCAACAUGAACAUCAAGGGCGCCGACGUGGGGCUGUACAUCCCCGACUCCUCCAACGAGGAUCAGUACCGCUGCACCUGCGGCUUCAGCGCCAUCAUGAACCGCAAGCUCGGCUACAACUCCGGGCUCUUCAUCGAGGAUGAGCUGGAUAUUUUCGGCAAGACCUCGGACAUCGGCCAGGCUGCGGAAAGGCGACUGAUGAUCUGCCAGAGCAACUUGAUCUCCCAGAUGGGAGAGGGAGCCAGGAGGAGCCAGGAGCCUCCCAUGAGCCUGCUGCUGCUGCUGCAGAACCAGCACACGCAGCCCUUCACCUCGCUGAGCUGCUUGGAUUACAUGGCCUCCAACAACCGCCAGACACUGCCCUGCGUCAACCUGAGCUACGACCGGCUGCAGGCCGACAGCAACGACUCCUGGGUGGAAUGUUUCAACGCCCUGGAGCAGGGCAGGCAGUAUGUGGACAACCCCACAGGGGGCAAGGUGGAUGAAGCCCUUGUCCGAAGUGCCACCGUCCAUUCCUGGCCUCACAGCAACGUGCUGGACAUCAGCAUGCUCUCCUCCCAGGACGUGGUGCGCAUGCUGCUCUCCCUGCAGCCCUUUCUCCAGGAUGCCAUCCAGAAGAAGCGGACGGGAAGGACCUGGGAGAACAUCCAGCACGUGCAGGGACCACUCACCUGGCAGCAGUUCCAUAAGAUGGCAGGACGGGGGACCUACGGCUCUGAGGAGUCUCCUGAGCCUCUCCCGAUCCCGACGCUGCUUGUGGGCUAUGACAAGGACUUCCUGACAAUCUCUCCCUUCUCCCUGCCCUUCUGGGAGAGGCUCCUGCUGGACCCCUACGGGGGCCACCGGGAUGUCGCCUACAUCGUGGUGUGUCCGGAAAAUGAGGCCUUGCUCGACGGAGCCAAAACUUUCUUCAGGGACUUGAGUGCUGUAUACGAGAUGUGCAGACUUGGGCAGCACAAGCCCAUCUGUAAAGUACUGCGGGACGGGAUCAUGCAGGUGGGCAAGAGCGUGGCGCAGAAGCUGACGGACGAGCUGGUGAGCGAGUGGUUCAGCCAGCCCUGGGGCUCCGAGGACUGCGACAAUCAUUCCCGCCUCAAGCUGUACGCGCAGGUCUGCCGCCAUCACCUUGCACCUUACUUGGCCACCCUGCAGCUGGACAGCAGCCUCCUGCUGCCGCCCAAGUACCAAACGCCGGCUGCGAGCCAGCCGCCGGGAGCUGCCGGCAGCUCCGGGGGGGCCUCCGCCACGCCCGGCGCCAGCCAGAUGGGCGCGUCCUCCACGCCGGGCUUCAGCAGCGCUGCGGGCUCGGGGCAGGGCGGCAGCGCCGCGGGAGGCGCGGCCGAGCGCCCGCAGGGCAGCGCGGGGCCCGGGGCGGACUCGGAGCCCGGCCCCAGCCUGCCGCAGCAGCAGCAGGAGGGACAGGAGGGCGCGGCGGAGCGGGAGCGGAUCGGGAUCCCCACGGAGCCGGACGCUGCCGACAGCAACGCCUACCCCCCCGCCGUGGUCAUCUACAUGGUGGAUCCCUUCACGUACACUGCCGACGAGGAGUCUGCCUCCACCAACUUCUGGCUCCUGAGCCUCAUGAGAUGCUACACAGAAAUGUUGGACAACUUGCCUGAGAAUAUGAGGAAUUCUUUCAUUCUCCAGAUUGUGCCUUGCCAGUACAUGCUGCAGACAAUGAAGGAUGAACAGGUUUUCUACAUUCAGCACUUGAAGUCUCUGGCGUUCUCUGUGUACUGCCAGUGCAGGAGGCCCCUGCCCACACAGAUCCACAUCAAGUCCCUCACAGGCUUUGGGCCAGCUGCCAGCAUUGAGAUGACCCUCAAAAAUCCUGAGAGGCCCAGCCCAAUCCAGUUGUACUCACCUCCUUUCAUCCUGGCCCCCAUCAAAGACAAGCAGACAGAGCUGGGAGAGACAUUUGGAGAGGCCAGUCAGAAAUACAACGUGCUCUUUGUGGGGUACUGCCUGUCCCAUGACCAGCGCUGGCUCCUGGCGUCCUGCACCGACCUGCACGGGGAGCUGCUGGAGACGUGCAUUGUCAACAUUGACCUGCCCAGCAGGUCAAGGAGGAGCAAGCUGUCUGCCCGGAAGAUUGGGCUGCAGAAGCUCUGGGAAUGGUGCAUUGGCAUUGUCCAGAUGACAUCCCUGCCCUGGAGAGUCGUCAUCGGGCGCCUAGGCCGGCUGGGCCACGGGGAGCUAAAAGACUGGAGUAUCCUGCUCGGGGAGUGCUCCCUGCAGACAAUCAGCAAACAGCUGAAGGAGGUUUGCCGCAUGUGUGGCAUCUCCGCAGCAGAUUCCCCCUCCAUCCUCAGUGCCUGCCUCGUUGCCAUGGAGCCACAGGGAUCAUUCGUGGUGAUGCCAGACGCGGUGACCAUGGGCUCGGUGUUCGGGCGCAGCACGGCGCUGAACCUGCAGUCCUCCCAGCUCAACACCCCCCAGGACGCCUCCUGCACACACAUCCUGGUGUUCCCCACCUCUGCCACCAUCCAGGUGGCACCUGCAAAUUACCCCAACGAGGAUGGCUUCAGUCCCACUAACGAUGACAUGUUUGACCUCCCAUUCCCAGAUGACAUGGACAAUGAUAUUAGAAUUUUGAUAACAGGGAAUCUUCACUCUUCACCAAAUUCCUCCCCAGUUCCUUCCCCUGGAUCACCAUCUGGCACUGGAGUGGGAUCUCACUACCAUCACAGUAGGAGCCAAGGUGAACGUCUCCUCUCCAGGGAAGCCCCCGAGGAGCUGAAGCAGCAGCCUCUGGCUCUGGGAUACUUCGUGUCGACUGCCAAAGCCGAGAACCUCCCGCAGUGGUUCUGGUCCUCCUGUCCUCAGGCACAGAACCAGUGUCCCCUCUUCCUGAAGGCCUCUCUCCAUCACCACAUCUCUGUAGCGCAGACAGACGAGCUUCUACCUGCAAGAAAUUCUCAGCGAGUUCCUCAUCCCCUCGACUCUAAAACUACAUCAGAUGUCUUGAGGUUUGUGCUGGAGCAGUACAACGCCCUGUCUUGGCUGACGUGUAACCCGGCCACGCAGGACCGCAGCUCCUGCCUGCCCGUGCACUUCGUGGUGCUCACCCAGCUCUACAACGCCAUCAUGAACAUUCUGUAGGACACAACAAGCACUUCUUCUUCUGGCUGCUUCUCCCCUCCGCCCGGGAACGUGCCACCACCUGCAAAGAGCUCCGAUUGCUUCUCUUCAGACCAGUCCUGUGCUGUGCUUCCGUUCCUCCAAAAGCACAUGUGAAUCCUGCAGUGUUCAAAACUAAACUCUCCAUUAACAUCUCUGGCAGCUUCAGUCCAAAAUCUGGGAACAUCCAAGAACAGUGAACACAGAGUAACCUCAAGCCAGUGUUAGUUGGUGGCUCAGUAACUACUGGUCAGCGUGAUUAUUUUUUUUUAAUAUUUUAUUUUUUUAAGGAAGACUACAGGAUCUUUUUGCAUUAGGAACUGAUAAAGACCCACGAGCAGUGUCAGCCCUGCGAGUAAAACCCACCUUGUAGUGACCAGUUCUGGUGUUUCGGCGUUUGAGCAUCGUAAACUGGGACUUUGCAGGA